AAUGAAGAACAUUAUUUAGGUGACACUCCAGAGAUGAAGUGUUCUUCAGGCAUCGUGAUUGUCUUACUCUUCAUGCUAGGACAAACCCAUGGAGACUCAGUGAAACAGAUGGAAGGCCAAGUGACCCUCUCAGAAGAGGCUUCUUUGACUAUAAACUGUACUUUCUCAACAUCAACGACACCCACUCUCUUCUGGUAUGUCCAGUAUCUGGGAGAAGGUCCACAGCUCCUCCUGAAAGCAUUAAGAGACAAGGAAAAGGGAAUCAACAAAGGAUUUGAAGCAACCUUGGACAGUUCAUCCAAAUCCUUCCACUUGAAGAAAGGCCCAGUGCAAAUGUCAGACUCAGCCGUGUACUACUGUGCCCUGGGUGAUUCUGAUGCAAGUGGCUCCAGCUAUGGAAAGCUGACCUUUGGACAAGGGACCUUCUUGACCGUCCAUCCAAAUGUCCAGGACCCUGACCCCUCUGUGUACCAGAUGAGAAGCCCUAAAUCCGGUAGGACUGUCUGCCUGUUCACCGACUUUGAUUCUCAAGCUGAUUUCCAAAAACCGGAGGGGGCCACAGUGAUCAGCUUGAACAGUACUGUGCUGGACAUGAAGGUUAUGGAUUCCAAGAGCAAUGGGGCCCUGACCUGGAACAGCGAGACUAAUAUUGAAUGCAAGGAAAACUUCCAGCAGCCCUUCUACCCCAGUUCAAACUAUUCCUGUGAUGCCAAAUUGAUAGAGAAAAGCUUUGAAACAGAUAUGGACCUAAACUUCCACAACCUGCUAGUGAUUGGGCUGCGCAUCCUCCUCCUGAAAGUGAUCGGAUUUAACCUGUUCAUGACACUGCGGCUGUGGUCCUGCUGAGGUCACCAAGGAUGUGAGAGCCUGGCACUCCCCUGCUCCUGGCUAUGCACUGUACCUCUCCCACCUCUUCAAGCAGAAAGGCUUGAAGGCUCUCUGCCUCCAUGGAGAAGAAGGCUCCCUCUGCCUCUCUGGCCCCACUGGCAACACCGCCAACUGGAUCCUACCAGAUAUUUGUGAUCAAGAUGCUGAAGAGCUGCCAAACACUGUCUCCACCCUCUUUGUUCCCUCAUUGCUGCUUCUCACUCCCUGUGAAGGCAGGGAGCUGCUGCGGCCUCUCUUGGCUGUGGGGAGACUCCCAGCCCCUCCCCUGAGACUGUCUCUUAUGUCCUCUGGGAUGAGGGAUCCCCAGUGGGUCCUCUUGGGCUCUAGCUCCUGAAGAAUGUUGUGAGGAGUUUUGUUUUGUUUUUUUAAUAGUGUUCAUAAAGAAAUAUGUAUCCCCUUUUCCCCCAAGAUGUGGGGAAAAUGAUUAUCUAGGCCCUGCUACGCUGUUACAUGAGCCACAUUGUAUAUUCUGCUACCCUUCAUUAAAGGCAG
Molecule: messenger RNA, 1380 nt
Organism: Nyctereutes procyonoides (raccoon dog)
Lineage: Eukaryota; Metazoa; Chordata; Mammalia; Carnivora; Canidae
Product: T cell receptor alpha chain MC.7.G5-like
Exons: 8
Coding region: 34-846 (270 amino acids)
Source: RefSeq, a predicted model, not a curated record